Messenger RNA from Vespa mandarinia (Asian giant hornet), 5218 nucleotides. RefSeq names its product microtubule-binding protein cornetto (gene corn). The record is from RefSeq and is a predicted model, not a curated record. Lineage: Eukaryota; Metazoa; Arthropoda; Insecta; Hymenoptera; Vespidae.
UUAUAAUAAAAAAAACAAAAAAAGAAAAAAUUAUAUAUAUAUAUAUACAUAUAUAUAUAUAUAUAUAUCGCAUUUACGUGUUAUCUCGUUCGUGUUAGUUUUCUUAUUCGUAAAACAAGAAAAGAAAAAAGAAAAAAGAAAAAAAUACACAAAUCCUUUGUAUAAACAUCGAACGAAAGGGACAAGGACCAAACCAAAACUAUUUCGUUUCUUUUUUUUCUCUUUUUUUUUUCUUUUUUUUUCUUAUUCUUCUAUCUGUAAGAAGGAAGAAAGAAGAGUCCUGUGGACGAAUAAAGACGAGCAUUUCCCCACCAUUCGCUCGUUUACUUCUUCGUGUCGAAGUGGUGAAAUCAAUUGAAGGAAAAAUCGUACAUGGAUUAGGAGAAUGAACGAAUUUUUGCACAACCUACUGAGAGAGAAAGAGAGAGAAAGAGAGAUAAAGAGAGAAAAAGAGAGAGAGAGAGAGAGAGAGAGAGAGAGAGAGAGAGAGAGAGAGAGAGAGAGAGAGAGAGAGAGAAGACUUGGCUUUGGUGAGGACGAAAGGAAAUGAACUUUCGCACGAAUUCCGAUAAUUUCUUCUUCGUGGGUGAAACACCCAUCCGGAAAUACAUAAUGGCAAGGACGAUAUGAAUGAUUCAUCGACGGUCAUCGAGCGGCAGCUCGAUAUGGAUGUAACUCUCGAGGACAACAAUUUGAAAGUAUUGCCAAUGCAAAAUGUGGCACGACAAGAUUCGGGAGUACCAGAGGAUCUUGUAUCUCCGGUUUGUGAUGCUAACAAUAAGUCGUUGGACGACGAGGAUCCAGAUUGUACUAUGAACAGUGACUGUAAUAUUACGGUGAUACACGUUACGGAAUUGGAAAAUCGUAAUAAGGAAGGAGAUAGAUCUUCGUCUACGUCUUUGGUUAAUGUCGAUAGAAAAGAAUAUACGGGUGAGAGUAAGGAUAGCAAAGAUGGAAGCGAUAGUGGAGUCGAGGGUUGCGCUACUGAAGUACCAAGAGUACGUAGCCGAAACAGUAUAGACUAUGCCAGUAGUUGUGGUGGUCUUGACGAAGCUUCCUGCGAUUCGAGUUUAGUCAGUUGUUGUUCGGUAUACGAAGAUCCAUGUGCGACGUUACCUGAUGACGUUAGAUUAACAACAGGUGGCGAAGGUACAAGCGAAGGUGGUAGCGAAAGUUCAUCGAUAGCUGGUAGCGUAUCAGCUAGGGCAAAUCGUAGUAGUAACGUUAAAAGGACCUCGACUGUUUCAAAUUCGAGUAAAAAGAAAACGAUUAAUAGCGAGACACCGAAGACGAGCCGUGCAAAGCCAGCUCUUUUGAAUGCCAAUUACGUACCAACGACUCCACGUUCGAAACCAAGGAUCAAUACGCCAAGAAAUAUUAUUGGUAAAACGCAACCGGUGAUUAAAGACAGAGCAAGAUCAAGGGAAAAAUCAGGUGCAAGAGAAUCGAAUUGCGAUAGUAGUACAACAACCGGUAAUACUCGUAUGUCGUCAAAUUUUCGUUCUACCACUGGCACGGCACAACAAAGAACGAGAACAAGACCAAUACCACCAGAUUCACUGCCUUCGGUUUUGACUACAGAAAUAAAUAAGGAUCUUGCUCAACGUGGUAGUAAAGGUGGUUCAAGUGGUUCAAGAUCCCGUGGUGGUUCUAGUACUAGGAUAACAACACGUACACCGGGCUCAACUCCGUCCGAGGAAACACGAAAACCAUUGCCAACUUCACGUACACUUUAUAAUAAUAAUAAUAAUAAUAAUAAUAAUAAUAAUAAUAAUAAUAAUACCGGUAGAACAGAACCGGUUAAGAAUUUACGUUUGGAUAAAAUGACUAUUAGUUUGGACAACAAAGCAUUGGAUGCUUAUGCGACAUUACCACGUAGAAAUAAGAAUAAAAUGACGAUUGUUAAAGGUAACGAGAAGACUGACAAAAUGGUCAGGAGCAGAUCUGGUAGUAGAGAUGGUAGUAUUGGUAGACAACCAGAUAAAAAGGCGCUAAGUGUUAGGGAUUCAGUUCAUAAAAGUUUACCGCCUUAUCCUAGAAAUAAACCAAUCGAAAAGACAAGGAUUUAUCAUGAGAUUGGAAUACAAACGGGCUUAACCGGGAACGAUAUAGACAAUGCAUUGUCUGGUAUACCUAGUGCCGUACCAGGACCCGAUAUAAUCGAACGUUUGCACGAGACUGUUCAGACCGAUGGCACAUGGGAGGACAUGCAGACAAUGCAGAAUGAUUUGAAACGUUUGAACGAGGAAACUAAUGUAAAGAAGGAAGAGAAUGAUAAGCUCAAAACUGAAAUAGUCGAGGUUAAACGUCUUUUGGAGGAAGAACAAGCCGAUCAUGCAUUUGCAAGGCAAGAAUUAGAUAGAAAUGCACGAAGAGUUUUGGCUAUGUUAGGUACACCGCAAUCAGAACAUGCAGAGGGUAGCGACAGUUUCUUAGAAUUAGAAUCUCAUUUGCAAUCUUCGGGACAAGUUGUUGCCAAUCAACAAAUUGAAAUAGCCGAUCUACAAUCACUUUGUCGUAUGCUUAGCAGGGAUUUGGAAAAGAGUUUAGCGGCGCAAAAAGCAUUGUUACAGCAACAGCAAGAAUUGGAGGCGGAGUCCGCGGAGAUGCAAGAUUUUCUUCAACAAGAAAAAACAACUCUGGCAGACGCGUUAAAGGAUGCCGAGAUCGAGCUAAAGAAAAAGGAAGAAGCAUUGACUCAACGAGAGGCGGAAUUGGAAAGGCAGACGGAAGAAUGUAAACAUUUAGUCCGAAUCAGUGAACAGCGAAGGCAAGAGAAUUUGUCAUUGAACAUGAAAUUAAAUGCGGUCGAACGAAAAGGUAGAGAACUAUUAUUAACCCAAGGUGCUACAAUAUCUGGCGCAUCGGUGGCACUUUCAGGUCUUGGAACACGAUUGGAGGGAUUGGUAGAUCAAUUAAUAACAUCUUACAAUAUUUCAGUGAAAGAUCUCGAGGAUGUAGUAUAUCAUAACGAAGCAUACAGUCGAAGCAACAGUAGUGUAGAAUCGAGUCCUGUUAGCUCAAAGAAUAGCUUAAAAGAAUGUACUCCUAGUCCAAAAAGUGGUUCCUUUGUUUCCGCUGUUAUCGGUGCUAUCCGUAACGCAGCGACACAUCCUUUCGUAACAAAGACUGUGGAUAAAAAGUCAUCAAUAGAAUCGACGAAACAAAUGUAUAAAGACAUAAGUAUGGACUCGUCUUCCGAUUUACUUGAUUUUGAAACCGAACCAUGUUUAAUGAUGGAAAGCGUAUUGGAAGAUGUUACAUUGCCGGAUACUUAUUCGCACAAUAUGAUAUCUAGUAGCGAUUCUCUUCGUAGAGCUUUAAGCUUUCCAGAAACUGUCGAUGAAAAUAAUAUUAAGAAGACGAAAGCAUUAGACGAAUGUACGAGUUUAACGAAUCUCACGCAAGCUAUAUUACAUCGUAGAAAAGUACAGGACGAAGAGGAAGAUGAUUGUGAAUCCAUAAGUGAAUCAGACACUGGGACCAAUGACGGACCACUUCCUUUAACGGAUUAUUGUCCAGCAGUAAGCCUUGUCGAUCAAGUAAUAGACGUUGAUAAUCUAGUUACGAAACUUUUAAAGGUGUUGCGAAUAAUACAGCUUGAAAAUGAUACGUGUAUACAAGAGUUAAAGGAAGAUAAAUGUGAUUUAGAAACAAAAUUAGAAGUUGCCUUGACCGAAUUAGAUGAGCUACGUAAGAUCGUAGAUAGUACCUAUCAAUCCGAAGACAUUUUAUGCAAUAUGCCAGAUCGAAAGCGUAGCGUCGUGGAAAAUUGUCGUCUUCUGAUUAAGGAGGCGGGUAAGGAGGAAUUAAAAUUUGAUGAGCCCGCAGACGCUAAUAAUAGUGGCUCCCCAGAAGCUAAAAACUGUGAGGAUCUCAACGCAAACGAAGAAGCCGAAAUCUCCUCUUAAAAUACCAUUUGUACUCCUCUUACAGAGAGUGCAUUUUAUUUAUCAAUGAAGUUCCAAAGAGUUUUGCAAUCUCGCACAAGCGAUUCUUGCGUAUAAUAAGAUAUAGAGAGAAAGAAGAUUUGAAAAAAAUUCAUAAAAACAAAAUUGGAUGUUGAUCAUUAAAAAUCCUUUUUGUUCUAUGAAAGUAUUCAAAAUUAAUAAUAAUAUAUACAUAAUGUUUUCCAAAGUCGAGAGAACACAGGGUAACACUAGUUUUACAAUAUAAUUAUUAUUAUUAUCAUUAUUAUUAUUACUACUAUAUUAUUAUUAUUACUAUUAAUACUAUUAAACAAAAAAGAAAAGAAAUAAAUAAAUAAAAAUAAAAGAGAAAAACAAACGAACGAACAAAGGAACAAACAAACAAAGAAAAAAAAAACGAAUGAUGUCGAACGUGUGACAAAUUAAUUGAUAAAAAUAACGAAUGGAACGUUAAAUAUAUACGGACACAAAAUAUGAUCAUGACAAUUUGAACAUAUGUAUGUAUGUAUGUAUGUGUCUCGUUUACUCGUUAUUACAGUCAUGAACAUAUUUAAUAAUAAUAGUCAAUUGGAAUUUCAUUUUUAUCGUGAGUAAGUCAGUUUAUAAUUUUAAGUGUUUAACGAUGAACAAUAUAGUCGGACGAUGCUAUAUAAUGCUGCUUUAUAUAUAUAUAUAUAUAUAUAUAUAUAUAUAUAUAUAUAUAUAUAUACUAGAAUUGCAAUAUAUUUGAAAAUGUAUUCUUGUAUACACAUCCUCGACUUCCAAACAUAAGGACGCAUAUAUUUUAAUGAUUGUAUAUAAACAGAAACUGUGACGCUUAUUUUCCAUUAUCGUGUGUUUCACAAGCCAAUAUAAAAUUUCUUCUUAAAAAAUGCAUUACGUGUUAUUUAAAGAGAACUGUAUUCGCGAAGUGUCUUCUGGAAAUAAUCAUCAUUUUCGAAAAUAAAAUAAAAUAGAAUAAAAUAAAAAAAAAAAAAAAAAAAAAAAAAAGAAAGAAAGAAAGAAAUAAAAGAAACGAGCGAUUCCACCCAAUUAAAUUGUACAUGCAAAGGAGCAUAUAUAUAGUCUUAAGCAUUUUUAUACAAAAUAUUACGAAGUAUUGUGAUCAUAUACCAAAACAAAAAAAAACAUACACAUAUACGCGCGCGGCGGGCAUGUACACACUCACAAUCACACUCAUACACACACACAUUUACACACAUACGGAGCAGACAUAAAAAUAACCAGAACAAAAAUCAUAGACAAUGUAUUUUAAUUUUUAAUCAAAUAUAUUUCAUUUCAAGAAGAAA